This is a messenger RNA of Mesorhabditis belari, 1839 nucleotides long. Lineage: Eukaryota; Metazoa; Nematoda; Chromadorea; Rhabditida; Rhabditidae. The record is from the annotation of a GenBank genome assembly.
AUGACCGAUUGGAAAAAUGAGAUUCUUCGUCAUAUUCCUUUCACUCCACCGGCACUUUGUAAACAACAAAACGCUCUUGUUCGACCACAUGGAACGUUUGAAUGUUCCCAUCAUCAAAUGGGCUAUCGAUUGUUCAACUGGAUAACUUUCUUAUGGCGAUCAUAUUUUGUGUUCGUUGACCGACUCGGUUUCUGUAUUCCAAAAAGUCAUCGAACUGUGUGUACAGAGGAUGCCUACGAAAUAAUCUCACCAUCACUACAAGUCAACAAACAAAUUGAUGGAUUCGAGCAGGAAGACGAGGCGAUCUUUCACGAAAGGAACGCGUUAGCCAUGGAUAAAAAGCUCGAUCGGCGUGAACGGCCACCAGAGGGACACAUCGAAUUGAUCAGAAGCGCUUAUAAAUCGAUCAACGCUGAAUUCGAAGCAAUACAACGAACGGCUGGACUUGAAGCUUAUGCAGAAGCACAAAGAACAACGACACACCUAAAUCGGUUUUAUGCAAGAAAGAAAGCUCCAAUCUUGGGGGAAAACAGGCCUUCCCCAAUUACUAUGACACUUCCGGCUAUAGAGGAACAACCACCAAUGAACAUGUGGACACCGAUCGAAAAAAAUGUUAUGGGUGAGGAAACUCGUAAACUAGCUUGCUUGCCUUGGAUCAGUGAUCGUGACGAAGAUUGUGAUGCGGAACCCCAGCUUAUUUUACAGUUUAAAGAGGGAAUUCAUGGUUACUAUGAAAGCCCAUAUCUUAACGAUUGGGUCUUGUACAAGUUGGCAACAAAUCUCCAGCCACACUUUAACAACGACGAAGAACUCCAUGCGGCACUGGCAUAUGAGUUCCCUGACAAAGUUUCGGCUGCUACUCUAAAAAAUGAUUUGAAAAAUAUAGCGGUUCGCUUAGAAGGUGCGCCAACGCAAGAAGAAAUGCAGAUGCCAAAGUGCCACAAAGACUAUGUUCUGGAAAAGGGAAAUGUUCAGCCGAUUGUCGACUCGUCCAUGGAGAAAACGACCGCCAGCAUCCAAGCACAAAUGCAUCGCUUUAAUGAGAUUCGUUGGAGGAACAAUAUGUCGGCUGUGCAUACCAAUCGCCGACCGGUUCCAUGUAAUCAUCCCGGCAAAGAAUGCAAGGUGAAUGAAUGCGAAUGCUUGGGCGAGGAUGGCUUUUGUACAAAAUACUGCCAAUGUGGAGAUUGCCCUCACAAAUUUCCGGGAUGUGCUUGUAAAGGAGUGUGCUCUGCCAAGUCUUGCGGAUGUUUUUUCGCAUUGGUCGAAUGUGAUCCAAAUGUGUGUCAUCCUGCUCAACGAUCAGAAGGUGUAGCUCUUUGCUGCAAAAACAUGCAAAUUGGCACAGGUGUUAAGAAGAAUGUUGAGGUUUGCACCUCCGAAAUUAAAGGUGCCGGCUAUGGACUGUUUCUCAGAGAACCAGUGAAUAAGGAUGAGCUCAUCGGUGAGUACGUGGGAGAAGUAUUGGAUGAGGAUGAGGCAAACCGCCGAGGACUGAUUUACGACAAGACUGGAGUCUCCUACUUGUUCAGACUCAAUAAAGAGGAAACUGUUGAUCCAUGCAUUCUGGGAAGCACGAUGCGCUUUGCAAACCACAAGUCCGGUCGAGAAGCCAACUGUUACGUCAAGACACCUCUGGUUGAUGGUGUUCAUCGAAUUGGAGUCUUCGCUUCGCAAAAUCUACGUCCCGGUGCUGAGCUUUUUUUCGAUUACAGAUGGGACGAGGACGAAAAGAAGCAACUGCUUGGGUCCAACUACAAGAAGCUCGCAAAGGAAAAAGCCGUUUCCAAGAAGCCAAAAUUUGUCGGCAAGUCGGGAAAAUUGAAGGCAAAAUCGCAU